UUGUGCUCUUGUGGGCCGUAGGCCCAUAUUCACUCAGCUGCACCCUAGGGUUUCAAAAACGAGCGUAUAUAGCUUCGAUCGUCUUCUCCUACUCACCCAAAAACCAGCCGUCGAAUCCAGACUCUUCAGAACUUUAUCUCUGUAGAGUUAGGAGGUGUGGAAAUGGCGACAGUACCAGGGCCUCUGAUCUGGGAGAUUGUGAAGAAGAAUAACUCUUUCCUCGUGAAGGAGUUCGGUAACGGAACUGCUAGCGUGCGCUUCAGCAAAGAGAGCAACAAUCUCUACAACCUCAACUCCUACAAGCACUCUGGGUUGGCGAACAAGAAAACUGUAACCAUUCAACCAGGGGGGAAAGAUCAAUCUGUGUUGCUUGCAACAACGAAGACCAAGAAGCAGGCCAAACCAUCCACUUUACUCCACAAGUCUGUUAUGAAGAAGGAGUUCCGUCGCAUGGCAAAGGCAGUGACAAACCAGGUGGGAAAUAACUAUUACAGGCCAGAUCUGAAGAAUGCUGCCCUUGCAAGGUUGAGCGCCGUGCACAGGAGCCUUAAGGUCACCAAAUCUGGUGUCAAGAAGAGGAACAGGCAGGCUCUUAGGAAGUGAAUUUAGGACAAGAGUGAUUCUUGUUUCCAUCAUUUCUAGACUUUGGAAGUUUGUGUUUUUUUUUUUUCUUCCUUUUUUUGCUUUAUUGAAGCUUUUCUUUUUGUGAUGCUAUUAGAUCAAGUUUCAAAACAAAAGAGUAGUUGGCCUUUUACUUAUCUAUCAGUUUUGCAUUAUGAUUUGGUGGUUUACAUGGAUACUUGGAUUUAAUGUUUAUUAAUGGAGUUUCUUCUGAUACUGUUGGUUGGA
Messenger RNA from Camellia sinensis, 849 nucleotides. Its product is annotated as large ribosomal subunit protein eL28y. The record is from RefSeq and is a predicted model, not a curated record. Gene Ontology annotation, molecular function: structural constituent of ribosome. Lineage: Eukaryota; Viridiplantae; Streptophyta; Magnoliopsida; Ericales; Theaceae. Gene Ontology annotation, biological process: translation. Gene Ontology annotation, cellular component: ribosome.